Messenger RNA from Triticum aestivum (bread wheat), 669 nucleotides. RefSeq names its product putative leucine-rich repeat receptor-like protein kinase At2g19210. The record is from RefSeq and is a predicted model, not a curated record. Bases 1 to 669 code for a protein of 222 amino acids. The transcript is spliced from 2 exons. NCBI's taxonomy places the organism in Eukaryota, Viridiplantae, Streptophyta, Magnoliopsida, Poales, Poaceae.
AUGGAGCGAUCAACGCCCCGAACAAUGGCGCCAACACGGUGGCUACUGCUUAUCUGCCUCGCCGGUGCGGCGGGUGGCGUACUCCAAGCUCGCGCCCAGCCUGACAGCAACGGGUUCAUAAGCAUAGAUUGCGGUCUUCCAGGCAAGACGAGCUACGUGGAAGACACCACCAAACUCCCCUAUACUCCAGAUGCCGGCUUCACCGACACCGGCACCAACCACAACAUCUCGGCCGAGUAUUUAACCCCGUCAACCGGCAGGAGCUGGCACAAUCUGCGAAGCUUCGCCACUGGCCCGCGCAAUUGCUACACGCUCCUCUCUCUCACGUCCGGUCUCAAGUACCUCGUCCGAGCCAAGUUCAUGUAUGGAAACUACGACGGCCUUGACAGGCCACCCGUGUUUGACCUCUAUGUUGGCGUCAACCUGUGGACGACGGUAAACAUCACGGGCCCGGAAGGGAUGGUGUCCACAGAGGUUAUUAUUGUGGUGCCGGACGACUUCUUGCACGUCUGCCUGGUGAACACCGGCGCCGGGACGCCCUUCAUGUCUAGCCUGGAGCUCAGGCUGCUGCACAGGACACUCUACCCGCAGGCAACCACGACGCAGGGCCUCGUCCUCUCGUCCAGGCUCAACUUCGGCCCAACUAGCGAAAACAAUGUCAUCAGGUGA